Molecule: messenger RNA, 1448 nt
Organism: Octodon degus (degu)
Lineage: Eukaryota; Metazoa; Chordata; Mammalia; Rodentia; Octodontidae
Gene: Lrrc23
Product: leucine rich repeat containing 23
Exons: 7
Coding region: 288-1304 (338 amino acids)
Molecular function (GO): protein binding
Source: RefSeq, a predicted model, not a curated record
UUGAGUUGGAAGGGCAGAGGGAAAUGGGGGAAAGUUAGAAAGGUCUGGGCGUCUGGGAGGGCAUCUUGAAGGGAGGAGGCUGUGUAUGGAAAGUGUGAAAUGGAGGCCAGGAGUCAACAGGAGAUGUUUGCAAGGGGAAGUGUAGUUGGGAGUCCGGUAAGGGUGGUGAUGGGCAGGUACUCGUCAAUAGAGGAAAGGGAGCUGGGGGUUGGUGGAAACCUAGACCUUCUUUCUCAGGAGGACUGCUUCGCUUCAUCUGACACCAGAAUCUUCCGGCAAGGAGAAAGAUGUCAGACGAAGAAGAUGUGGACGACUUGGAGCCAGAACAGGAUGAUCUGGAAAAAGAGGAUGAUAAGGAUACAGAGGAGUGGGAAGACUACAGAAAAGAGGGGGAAGAUGCAUCUGAGGAAUGGCUGCCCUUGUCCCUGACAGAGGAGAUGGUGAAGGAAGGGCUGUCUAUGCUCUGUAAGACGGGGAAUGGACUGGCUCACGCUUAUGUUAAGCUGGAUCUUAAAGACAGAGACCUGACAGACAUUUCCCUGUUGUGUUCCUUUAUCCAUCUGCGCUAUGUGGAUAUCUCUGAGAACCACUUGACCGACCUGGCGCCACUCAGUAACCUCACCCACCUGCUGUGGCUCAAGGCCGAUGGCAACCAGCUCCGGAGUGCCCAGCUGAAUGAACUGCCCUACCUACAGAUUGCCAGUUUUGCCUACAACCAGAUCACGGACACUGAAGGCAUCUGUCAUCCUCGGCUCACAAGCCUGGAUCUCAAAGGGAACCGAAUCCAGGUGGUGAAUGGUCUGGACCCUGAGAAGUUGAAAAGCCUGCACACCCUGGAGCUCCGGAGGAAUCAGCUGUACACCACCGUGGGAAUCAACCUUCCUAAGCUGAAGAAGCUCUUUCUGGCCCAGAACAUGCUGAAGAAAGUGGAAGGCUUGGAAAACCUAAGCGAUCUCACCACCUUACACCUGCGAGACAACCACAUUGAAACUCUGAGCGGCUUUUCCAAGGAAAUGCAGUCUCUGCAGUACCUCAACUUGAGGGGCAACUCGAUAACUAGCCUGGGGGAGCUGGCCAAGCUACAGGAACUGCCCAAGCUGCGAGCUUUGGUGCUGCUGGAGAAUCCGUGCACAGAUGAGACUGACUACCGCCAAGAGGCCCUGGUACAGUUGCCACACCUUGAGCGCCUGGACAAGGAGUUCUUUGAGGAAGAGGAAAGAGCUGAGGCUGAUGAGAUCCGUCAGAGGAUAAAAGAGGACCCAGAGCAGGAGCCAGAGCCUGAGCAUGACCUGGAACCGGACUAGCCAUCGUCUAGCAGCAGUGCUGGUCUCUAAGCACAGUAAGGAAAGCAACGAGUGAGACCUGGCCCAAAGACCUGAUGAGACCGCGGGGUGGGGAGUGGGGAUCCCAUAUUCACUCAGAUAUCACAGGGGACCGACUGGGGGGGG